AUGAAACAGUCAGGAUCGGAUCUAAACACGCUAAACGGACGUUACCGACCGCUGCAGCUGCUUGACGACGACGACGAGGGGCUGGAGGAAUUUCAGGGCUUUCGGACGUGUGAUACUGAAGCUUCUGGGUCUUUAAUAGAUAUGGAGACUACCUUUAUUCCAUUGGCUCGCACUCUGCUUGAGCGCGAGCGCAUGACGUCAUUUCUGCAGAGUUCCUGGGUCUUUCUGCUGCUUUUGGGUGCAUUAGCAUCUAUAACAGCCUGGAGUAUUUAUGCUGGCGUGUUGAUUGUUUCUAGACUGCAUCAGAGCUUCACAGCAUUAGGAGAAGGAUGGCUGCGGGAGUAUUUGUUGUACAUCCUUUUUCGAGUUUUUAUCUUGCUAUUAGGAGUAGGCUGCACGGUUGUGGUGUGUCCUGAAGCCGUCGGGUCAGGUAUACCAGAGAUGAAAAGCAUAUUAGGAGGAUUCCCGCUUCCAAAUUAUCUCACUGGUCGUGCGCUGAUCGCCAAGUGCUUCGGCUUGGUAUUCGCACUGAGUAGUGGGCUUACGAUUGGCAAAGAGGGACCAUUCGUGCACCUGAGCUCCAUCAUUGCUCGACAAUUGUUGAAUUUGCCGCUGUUUGAGCAGAUCCGGCAGUCAAACGAUCUAACACAACAUAUGCUAGCUGCGGCCUGUGCUGUUGGAGUUACUGCAACAUUUGGUGCUCCAGUCGGCGGUGUCCUCUUCAGUAUCGAGGUCACAACGUCGUACUACGUGACGUCCAACUAUUGGCGUGCCUUCUUCUCUUCUGUCGUGAGUGUUGUGGUUUUUCGUGGUCUUAAUAGUCUAUUGGCUGGAUCGCACGGUUCGCUUUUCACGACUGAUUUCGAUGCACUGCCAUACAAAAAUUGCGAGAUUGCGCUCUUUUUGUUGCUUGCAGUAAUUUGUGGAGUACUUGCUGGACUCUUAGCACGGUCAUACCGCAUGAUUCUUGAUUUGAAAGAACGAUCGAUGGUCCAAUUCUUACUACCAUUGUGUGGCGGGCUUUCUCCGUUCAUUUAUGCUGCAUUGGUGGCACUUUUAUUCUCUCUCGUUGAGUAUCCAGUUGGACGCUUCAUGCAGCUUACCCAACACCAGACUAUCAAUGACAUGUUUUCUACAAAAACGCUGACAGCUCAUGAAGUAUCAAACACAACUCACUUGUCAGUCGAUUUCGGCAGCUCUUGGACAUCUCCGUCGCUGAUUAUGAACUUGUUCCUCUACGUGAUUGUACGCUUCUGGUCUAUGAUUAUCAGCAUUACGGUGUUUGUGCCAAGCGGCAUUGUCACGCCCGUGUUUGCAAUUGGUGCAGUAGUUGGUCGUCUAUUUGGCGAAAUGAUCGUGAUCUUGAGCGAAGGAGAGUUGUCUGUCGGAGGAUACGCAGUCGUUGGUGCCGCCAGCUUCACGGCUGGUGCCACUGGAACCAUCAGUAUUGCAGUGAUUGUGUUCGAGCUUACAGGCCAGCUAAGCUACAUGAUUCCAGUCCUCCUUUGCGUGAUCGUGGGGCGUGCUGUCACGCGGUCGUUCUCGCUCGAUAUGUAUGAGACAAUGGCUCGUCAAAAGAACUUGCCGCAGUGGCCAGACCUCACAAAGCAGAUAUCGUACUCGCUCUCAGCCGGUGAUCUCAUGCGCGAUGUACCGUCUUUCUACCUCGUUCGGCACCAAACAUUGGCUUCAAUCAAGCAUUUGCUGGACGUGACCAGCCGUGGAAAGAAGGGCAAGGUAGUUGAUGUGUUUCCAGUCAUAGAUGAUGUCAGGACGAUGAUCAUGCUAGGCGUUGCCAUCCGGGAGGAGUUAGAGUCUCUUGUUGUACGAUGGGAGAUCAGUCUUCGAAGUGGGAAAGCUUCAAACUACACUUGCGUUCCGGUGGCUGGCAUCACGGCCAAGCAAGCCAUUGUGUUGUCAAACCCAGCGACAGAGACGUCCGAGGUUGUGGAUUUGGUGCACCUUGAAGUACUGAGCCUGGAAGAUGAAUACAUUCACGUACCUCGCGACACUUUUGCCAGCCACUUGAUCCUGCUUAUCUCAGUACACAAGUGUCCACAGUUAUUCGUCACACACCGCGGCAAACUUCAGGGUGUCAUACACGCAGCUGACCUGCUGGCACGCUCACGUCGAUACAAGUUGUAG
Messenger RNA from Peronospora farinosa, 2145 nucleotides. Lineage: Eukaryota; Oomycota; Peronosporomycetes; Peronosporales; Peronosporaceae. The record is from the annotation of a GenBank genome assembly.